Antechinus flavipes (yellow-footed antechinus) is the source of this 2643-nucleotide messenger RNA. It is a transcript of the gene PPP1R14C, whose product is annotated as protein phosphatase 1 regulatory inhibitor subunit 14C. Lineage: Eukaryota; Metazoa; Chordata; Mammalia; Dasyuromorphia; Dasyuridae. The transcript is spliced from 4 exons. Gene Ontology annotation, cellular component: cytoplasm. Gene Ontology annotation, biological process: regulation of phosphorylation. The record is from RefSeq and is a predicted model, not a curated record. Bases 492 to 1013 code for a protein of 173 amino acids. Gene Ontology annotation, molecular function: protein serine/threonine phosphatase inhibitor activity.
UUACUUGGGCAUCCCCAGGCCCUUGGCCUUCCUCUCCACCGCUGGCCUCUGGAGCGCGCUCCUUCCACAUCCCGGGGCUAGGGCUGAGGGCUGCUGGGUGGAGAGGGUCCUGGGCUGCUUCUUUAAGGCUCUGGUCCCCGCCUCCUUCUUGCCUCCCUCCCUCUUUCCCUUCUCCUCCUCCUCUUCUCUAACUUCCCAGACAAGCCGGCAGGGUGUGCGCCUAGAGAACAGUCGAGCAGGUGCUAGAGGCGAGACCUUGGCUUGCAGCGGUUCCUCCUGAGGUGGCUGCCUCGACGUGGGUUCAAUAGCCAACCCUGCCCAGAGGAGGACCGGAGCAGCUGCCUACCUCCCCUUUGCUGUACCCCCGCCCCCUUCUCCCCGGGAUCAGAGCCUAACAGGAGCCGCUCCCCAUCUUCACGGGAUCAAAGCCGGAGCUCGCUCUCCCGCCUGCCCGCUCGUUUUCGGCAGCCAGAGAGCUGCAGGCUAGGACCAUGUCCGUGGCUACCGGCAGCAGCGAGCCGGCCAGUGGCGCGGGGGGCGGGGGCAGUCGGGUUUUCUUCCAGAGUCCGCGGGCUGGCGCAGGCGGCGGAUCGGGCUCCAGCUCCAGCUCCAGCGCUGGUUCGGGCUCCAGCACAGGGUCUGGGUCCUCCCGGGAAGAUUCUGCUCCGACAGUUGUGCCUGCUGUGGCGGGGCAGGUUCAGCAGCAGCGGCGCCAUCAGCAGGGGAAAGUGACCGUGAAAUACGAUCGGAAGGAACUGCGGAAAAGGCUAGUUUUGGAAGAGUGGAUCGUGGAACAGCUGGGGCAGCUGUACGGCUGCGAGGAAGAAGAGAUGCCAGAAGUAGAAAUUGACAUUGAUGAUCUUCUUGAUGCCGACACUGAAGAAGAGAGAGCUCUUAAAUUACAGGAAGCUCUCGUAGAUUGCUACAAACCAACAGAGGAAUUUAUCAAAGAACUGCUAUCUCGGAUAAGAGGCAUGCGGAAACUGAGUCCCCCACAAAAGAAGAGUAUAUAAAUUUUUGCAGAGAGAGUAAAAUUCUCUCCAAGGAACACAGAAAGGGAAAUGGGAUUUUGACCACAAGAAGACUCUUAUUUAAAAGAAAAAAUAGUUGUCUUUCUGAGCAACUUUUCUUUUUCUUCUGUUAGACAUUUUAUCCAUGGAUGUUUCUUAUUUGUUUUUAUGGAUUUUUUUAGAUUUUUUUUUUUUUUAUCAAAGCUAUCAGUGCUUUGAAUGCAGCACAACCGCCAAUGGAGGAUUAUCCAACCAGAUGGAAGAGCCCAGAGAUUUGAUGGAAGCCUCUUGGUAGCUGACAUGGGCAGCCCUAUCUUAUAUGGCAAAUAGGAGAGUGUUUAUAACCAUAUAGAGCAGGAAGAAUGGGUUUCUUAUAGAUAGUUUGGUAAUAUUUUCCCCCUCAUUUGUAUAUUUGACUCAUAAGCUUCCAAUUUCUUGUACUUGUAUAUACACUAUUAUGUUACUCUGUAGAUGUGAGUAUUAUUUCCUGUGGAUGGAAUUGCUGUUUGGUCAUUCUUUAACUGGAGACCACAGAACAUGUGUUUUUGAGGGGCAACUUUACAUUUUUAAUGCAGGUGCUGAGAUUUAAAAAAAAAAUUCACUUUAUGCACCAAAGUGAAGAUAUUAAAUGUAUCAGUUCUUUCAGGAAGCUACACUUAAAUUUUUGGUUGUUACUGUUUUCAAGGGCGUAACUUAUGGAUGGACUUCAUACUGUCUUACUGAUCUGAUGCUUUGCCAGGUCUCUUCCUCACUGCCUCGUUCAUAAUAAUUUGAAAUCAUGUUAACCCUUUGUUUGAAGCUCUGAUAGGAACUCUACAUAGAAAUGCCAGCACUGUCUGAUCAGUGUUUUACUGCAGAAAAAGAAAGCAUUGUCAUAGCUUUUAAUUCUCCACUUUCAACCAAAUGCAAUGUUGUCUCUCCCAUUAAAGCAGGUAAAAAGCCAGCAUGUUAGAGCUCUGUCUCUCUCAUACUGGAUGCUUCUGGUCCUGAAAUAGCACUGGACUUCCCUUAGGAAGGAUGCAAAUUGAGCAUCUUAUUGAGCUGUUGGGAGGCAGGGAAGACUCAACCUUCUUUGAUGACAUAAUUCUAGGAAGCCUUGAUGUCAGAACAUGCUCCAGAUAGUGUUGACACUUCCUGCUUCACUCAAUAGUAUGUGGGUAAUGGCAUAGAAGUUUUACAGGAUCAUGGGGCAAAAUAGGGCAGAAUUUCAUUACCUUUUCCCCUACGCUGGGGUUGGAUCUAGGGAAGUCAACUGUCCUUUCUUACACAGUAUAUUCCUGCUCCUUAUGAGAUGAUUAAAAUAGGUCUGCAGUAAUGGCAUGGCUAUCUGAUCAUGUUUGAAAAAAAUGGUAGGGGUUUGGGGGGAAGACCACUUUAGGUAGAUCUUUGGCUCCUUUGGGUGGUGUUCUUUAUCUGCUAUGUGAUGUUCAUAAGUGACCACGUAAAAGAAGACAGUAGUCAAAGCAUUUUAUAUCAAGGGUGCUCUGAACAUAUUUUAUUUUUAAAAAGAAAUAUGUUUGUGAAUUUUCUGUAUACUGGCAAGCUUUUUAAAAUGUAUUUAAUUUUGUAAUGUUUACCAAUGAUUUAUUUACAAGAUAUUUACUCGAAUAAAUGGAACAACUUACAGCUCUUA